AAAUGGUUCAUGUUGUCCUUUUGUUAUGCUUGAGUUUGUGGCAAGUACAUGGUGUGUUUGCUGAUAAAGAUGAAGUGAAGUCAGUAUCAGUGAUGGAGGGAGAUUCAGUGACUCUAAACUCUGGUCUUACUGAAAUGAUGGAUGAUCAUCUGAUUCUAUGGAGGUUUGGAACUGAAAACAUUUUAAUAGCUGAAAUCAAUGUAAUGACCGACAGCGUCACUGUAUAUGAUGAUGUUCUUAAUGGGAGAUUCAGAGACAGACUGAAUGUGGAUGAUCAAACUGGAUCUCUGACCAUCACAGACAUCACAACUGAACUUGCUGGACUCUAUAAACUACAGACCAACAGUGCGAGCAAGAAUUUCAGUCUCACUGUCUAUGCUCGUCUGCCCAUUCCUGUCAUCAGCAGUAACUCUACACAAUGUUCAUCAUCAUCAUCAUCAUCAUCAUCAUCACAGCAGAAUUGUUCAUUGUUGUGUUCAGUGUUAAAUGUGAGUCAUGUGACUCUCUCCUGGUACAAAGGAAACAGUUUAUUGUCCAGCAUCAGUGUGUCUGAUCUCAGCAUCAGUCUCUCUCUACCUCUGGAGGUGGAAUAUCAGGAUAAAAACACCUACAGCUGUGUGAUCAACAAUACCAUCAGCAACCAGACUCAACAUCUGGACAUCAGUGAACUCUGUCACACAUGUUCAGAUGCAGCAUCUAAAGCAGUGCUGAUCUCUGCUGCUGCUGCUGGAUUUCUGCUUACUGUAGUUGCAGUCGGGAUCUUUUGUAUUUGCAGGAAAUAUAGAAAAGCAGAUAAAGAAGUUGAGGGUAAUGAAGAUGAGAUCACUUAUAUUGAGCCGACGUUCUACAAAAGAAAAGCACAGAAACUGGAUGUUAAAGAGGAUGAUCAUGUGGAGUAUGCACCUAUCGCCAAGAGAAUAUUAUAAAACAAGCACCAGACCCGCUUUGGUGACUUUCACAGGAAGCUCCUUUAACAACCUCAGAGUUGUAAUUUCAUCUGAGUUUUUUAAAACUUGUUGAAUAAGUUUUGGGAUUGUUAAAGUGCGAUGUUCAGUGGUGGACUAAUGAAAUUCUCUCUUAAAGAAAGUGUAGUGGAAUACAAGGAAUUACUUAAAUCUUGUGGACAACUGGAACAUUUUUAUGUUUGACGGUAUAGCCUUUUAAAAAAUGUUUUUCUCUUUAACAAAUCCCCCCCCCAAAAAAUAAGAAACAAGAAGCUUUGUGCAUCCUCAUUUCAGAAAUGGAGCCUAAAUUUGUUUAUCUACAUCUAAGCAGAAAUGUGGUUUAGUUUACUGAUGGACAAACAGGUUGUGCUGGAACACUGCUGAAUGUUUGUGGUUGACAUUUGGUACAGACGCUGCUAAGGUGUCAUUAGCGUGUGGUUGCAGGGCUUUUUUUUCCAUUUCUGCUAAUAUGAAACCCACAGUCUGAGUUUAGCUUUACCUAAACAGACUUAACUGUGAAAUACUGAAUCUAACAGAUAAACGAUUCACUCUGAUAAAACAGUGUGUGUGAUAAAAUAUUAAUUUGAGUCAAGUCAGAUUUAUUUAUAUAGUGCUUUUUACAAUAGUUGUUUCAAAUAUUUAAUAUUUUUAA
Molecule: messenger RNA, 1596 nt
Organism: Labeo rohita (rohu)
Lineage: Eukaryota; Metazoa; Chordata; Actinopteri; Cypriniformes; Cyprinidae
Product: T-cell surface antigen CD2
Exons: 6
Coding region: 3-926 (307 amino acids)
Source: RefSeq, a predicted model, not a curated record